AUGAAGUGCCUUUAUUGGAACAUAAGGGGUUUGGCCAACUCCCCUUCAAGAUUGGCUUUAAAAAGACUUAUAGUUAGAAACAAUCCUGAUUUUGUUGUAGUGGCUGAGCCUUGGAUGUGUUUCCAAAAAUUUCCUAGAACUUGGUUAGCUAAUUUGAAUCUUAAACUUGUUGCAGUGAAUGAUAGAGUUAAUUUGUUACCAAACCUUUGGUGUUUUUGUAAAGCUAGUAUUAACCCUUCCUUGAUUUCUAUUAAUGACCAACAUAUUGCUUCCUCUUUUUGUGAUAAUAACAAAACCUUUUGCUUGUCUGUUAUUUACGCUUCCACUUGCUACAUUAGAAGAAGAAAUCUUUGGAACGCAUUAUCUAUGUUGCAGCAACGAUUCCCUCAUCCUUGGUGUUUCAUUGGGGACUUUAAUACAAUAUUGGGAGCUCAUGAACAUAAUGGGGCUGCUUCUCCUUCAAGACAACCUAUUGAGGACUUCCAAACUUGGACUGAUUCUAAUUUUUUGAUCCAUCUUGACACCUCUGGAGCCUUCUACACAUGGUCUAACGCUAAUUUCAAAUUUAUGAGAAUGUGGUCUCUCAAAGAAAGUUGUAAAGAACUAAUAGCUUCUAGUUGGAAUGACACUGUAAUUGGUUGUCCUAUGUUUAUUUUAAACACCAAGCUGAAAAGGUUAAAGGAUAGACUUCGAAUAUGGAACAAAGAAGUUUUUGGAAAUGUUCAUGACUAUGUUAAAACUGCUGAGCAAAAUUUGCAGGACAUUCAAAGUCAGAUUCAAUCUGGGGGUCACUCUGAUGCUCUUAGAUCCUGGGAAAAAAAUGCUCAGUGUAAUCUUGAAAAGGCCCUUGAUAGACAAGAAGAAUUUUGGAGAGAAAAAGCUAGAAUUAAUUGGCAUCUUGAAGGUGACAGGAAUACUGCUUUCUUUCAUAGAUUAUCCAAAAUUAAAAAUUCCAGUAAACUGAUAACCUCCCUCAAGCAUGAAAAUGAAGCGAUAGCUGAUCCUACCAUGCUAUCUGAACAUGAGCAUUCAUUUGUGGAGGAAGUUAUUCCAAACUUAGUCAGUGACAGUGUAAAUGCACUGCUUACUUCAUUACCUUCUUUUGAUGAAAUCAAGAAUGCGGUUUUCAGUCUCAACAAGGACAGUGCACCCGGUCCAGAUGGUUUUGGAGGUUUUUUCUAUCAAACUUACUGGGACAUUAUUCAUAAAGAUGUUGUCAAUGCAGUACUGCAGUUCUUUUCUUCAGGGUGGAUCUUGCCUAAUUUCAAUUCAAAUACUCUUAUCUUGAUUCCCAAGACCUCCAAUGCAGACUCUAUUGAUCAAUACAGACCAAUAGCCUUAGCAAAUUUCAAUUUCAAAAUCAUUUCUAAGGUGUUGGCUGAUAGACUUGCCAAAAUUAUGCCAACCAUUAUUUCCAAAGAACAAAGAGGAUUCAUCCAAGAUAGGAACAUCAAAGACUGUAUAUGCUUAGCCUCAGAAGCUAUCAAUCUUUUGCACAAUAAGUCUUAUGGAGGGAAUGUUGCCAUGAAGAUAGAUAUCUCAAAAGCUUUCGAUACUUUGGAGUGGCCUUUUCUUCUUAAAGUCUUGAAGCAAUUUGGUUUUAACUCCACUUUUUGCCAUUGGAUAGAGGUAAUUCUUUCCUCCGCUCAUUUAUCUAUAUCCAUCAAUGGUACUCUUAAUGGUUACUUCAAUUGCUCUAGAGGUGUGAGACAAGGUGAUCCUUUGUCUCCACUUCUCUUUUGUCUGGCUGAAGAGGUUUUGAGUAGAGGAAUUUCAAAGUUAGUCUUUGAAGGUAGCCUUGAUCUCAUCAAAGGAUCCAGAAACUCUCUUGUUCCCAGCCAUUGUCUUUAUGCUGAUGAUAUAAUGGUUUUUUGUAGUGGGAAGAUAGCUUGUUUAAAUGUUUUGAAAAACCUGUUUGUUAGAUAUGCUAACUGCUCAGGACAAAGCAUCAAUGCUUCAAAGUCAACCAUUUAUAGUGGAGGUAUAUCUUAUGUUAGGCUUCAGAACAUAGUUAAUCUUUUUGGCUUCAAGGUAGGGUCCUUGCCUUUUAACUAUUUGGGGGCCCCCAUUUUUAAAGGUAGACCAAAGGCUAGAUACUUUCAACCCAUUGCUGAUAAGAUCAAGUCCAAACUCUCUUCUUGGAAGGCAUCCUUGCUCUCAAUAGCUGGCAGAGUCCAACUGAUUAAAUCAGUGAUCCAAAGUAUGACUAUCUACAGCAUCACCAUAUAUUCAUGGCCUAUUUCCAUCAUUAAAUCCAUUGAAUCUUGGACAAGGAAUUUUAUUUGGAGUGGUAAUAUAAAUCAAAAGAAACUUGUUACUGUGGCAUGGAAAAAAGUUUGUACUCCUUUUGAGGAGGGUGGUUUAGGUUUGAGAUCUUUAGUUGUUCUCAAUGAAGCAGCUAACUUAAAGCUUUGUUGGGAUUUAUUGCAUUCUCAAGAGGAUUGUGCUCUUAUUUUGAAAAAUAGGGUCAUAAGAAAUGACAAUGUUGUGAAAUAUCAUGUGUAUUCUUCCUUAUGGAGCAGUAUAAAACAAGAAGUUUCUGUUAUUCUAGAUAAUUCGAGCUGGAAGGUUGGCUCUGGUACAAGUAUCAAGCUUUGGACUGAUGUUUGGUGUGGGAAUGUAUUGACUGACACCUUAAAUAUUCACUCUAAUACUUUGUUGUGGCUUCCUAGCCUUGUUAGUGGUAUUAUUCAUAACCAGCAAUGGAAUAUUCCCCAAUACUUGGACUUUAUGUUCCCUUCUCUCAAGACUCUUGUUCAACAAAUUACCCUCCCAGUGGAACCUCUGUCUGAUGAACUGGUUUGGAAAGGCUCUGUUAAUGGUUUUCUAUCUCUUAAGGAUGCUUAUGACUUUAAGAGACAUCAUUUUCCUAUUCUUCCUUGGGCUAAGGUUAUUUGGUGUAAGGACAUCCCUCCUUCCAAAUCUCUUCUUGCUUGGAGAAUAAUGUUAGGCAAGGUGUCAACUGAUGAUAAGCUUUCUGAACGCGGUUGCAAUCUUUCCUCUAUGUGCUCAUUAUGCUAUUGCCACUAUGAAACCAUGUUCCAUCUUUUCUUUGAAUGCAAAUUUGCCUUUAGCUUAUGGCGCUGGCUUGCCACAGUUCUGGACACAACACUUCAUUUUCAAUCAUUGGAGGACAUAUGGACGUUGUGUGAUAGAGCUAUUUCUCCUCAGUUUAAUCUUGCUUUGUCCUCGGCGUUUUAUGCUGAACUUUGUGGCCUCAUGUCAGCUAUUGAAAUUGCAGACUCUAGAGGAUGGAAUAACUUAUGGAUUGAGAUAGAUUCCAUGCUUGUGGUAAUGUCCUACAAGUCUCCUAAUAUGGUGUCUUGGCCUUUAAGAAGUCGUUGGUACAAUUGCAUGGUGGCUUCUAGGCGCAUGAAUAUCAUUGUUUCUCAUAUUUUUAGGGAGGGGAAUCAGUGUGCUGAUGGUUUAGCAAAUUUGGGCUUAUCUUUAAACAGGCUUACUGUAUGGUGUGAGCUUCCUCAUCAAAUUAAGGAAAGUUUUAAUUGUGAUAGACUUGGUAAACCCUUUUUUAGGGUUGUACAUGGUUAG
This is a messenger RNA of Trifolium pratense (red clover), 3549 nucleotides long. RefSeq lists its product as uncharacterized. Lineage: Eukaryota; Viridiplantae; Streptophyta; Magnoliopsida; Fabales; Fabaceae. The transcript is spliced from 4 exons. The record is from RefSeq and is a predicted model, not a curated record. Bases 1 to 3549 code for a protein of 1182 amino acids. Gene Ontology annotation, molecular function: nucleic acid binding; RNA-DNA hybrid ribonuclease activity.